Molecule: messenger RNA, 1695 nt
Organism: Eimeria acervulina
Lineage: Eukaryota; Apicomplexa; Conoidasida; Eucoccidiorida; Eimeriidae
Exons: 5
Coding region: 1-1695 (564 amino acids)
Source: RefSeq, a predicted model, not a curated record
AUGAAGGGCUUCCUUAAGGCAUUCCGCUUCAGGCGGACGAAGAGCCGUGGGUCUCCAGCAGAAGAGCAGCAGCAGCAGCAGCAGCAGCAGCAGCAUCAGCAGCAGAAGCUGCAGAAGCUGCAGAGGGAGCCAGAUGAACACCAACGAGAAGCCAGCAGCCAGCAGAACACAACAGAGCAGCAGCAGGAACAGCAACAGCAGCAGGAACAGCAACAGCAGCAGCAGCAACAGCAGCUAUCGGGAUGCCAGACGUCUGCCCCUACUGCUGCUCCAAUUGAUAGCAGAAGUAUCAGCAAUAGCAGCAGCAGCAGCAGCGUGGAUGUAGGGGCUCUCUUAUGUGCUGACCCCUCGCUGCGAGGCGUUACUGCUUCCUUCUGCGCGACAGCAGCAGCAGCAGCAGCAGCAGCAGCAGAUUCUGAGACGUGUAGCUGCCGCUUUAAAUCAGACGAAGACACAGCAGCAACACUGCAGCAUCCCCGUGCAUGCAGGUCGGGGUGCAGCAGGCCUCCUGCGGUGUCGCCGAGGACAGCAGCAGCAGAAGCAGCAGCAGCUGCAGCAGCAGCAGCAGCUGCAGCCGCAGCAGCAGUAGCAGCAGCAAAGGAUUGCUUCGACGUAGAAGGUUAUCCAGAAGCAGCAACAGCAGAGGGGGCCCUAUAUAGUUCUUCUCUUGCUGCUGCUGCACUGGAUGUCUCUUCUCUGUCCUUCAGCCGAGCAGAGAAGGAGCUGCUUGCUGCACUCAAACUACCUCAACUUGGUUCUUCUUCUACAGACUUCCCGCUCCCACCGGCGUUGCUGCUGCAGGAGGCAUUAAAGAACAAAGAAGACCCUGAGGAAGCAGCAGCAGCAGCUGCUGCGAUGCUGCAGCAGCAACCGCAGCCAUUACCGCGGUCGCGGAUACCCAAAUCCCCCGUCAGCCCCAGCCCCAGCAGCCCCAGCAGCAGCCCCAGCAGCAGCAGCAGCAGCAGCAGCAGCAGCAGCAGCAGCAGCAGCAGGCAGGAAGCAGGGAGGGGGCCUGCAGGUGGGGCGAGCGUUGACUCUGUCUUGUCGCUGCCUCUCCUUCAAAAGCGGCGACUUCUUUUUAAUAUGUUAGCGAACUUCUGCUUAGAAACAAAUGCAGGCGUUCGUUUGAUGCAGCUGACGGGCGGUCGGGAAGCCAGCGAUGUUUUUUUGCGUUUAUCAGAUAAUUUGCAGCACUUCUUGCUGGACAGCGGAGGGGGUACUUUAAUUGAAUUUCCUUUGACUUCAUUAGAAGCUGCAUGUACACUCCAGAGAAGAAAGGUUGCUGUUGCUGCCAGCAACUCAACAAGCAGCAAUAUAAUACCCCUACACCGUAAAAACAACGUACAAAAAACGCAGCAGCAACAGCAACAGCAGCAGCAGGAACAGCAGGAACGGUUACAGGAGGAGAAGGGGGAGCAUUACCACCAGCAGCAGCAGCAGCAGCAGCAGCAGCAGCUGCCUCGACUAGACUUAAGAAAGAUACAUACAAACCAACAGCCUUCGUAUAUAGAGAAGUACAGCGGAGAGUGCAGAAGCGAGAGAAGUGCAGCAGCAAACGAGUUUUUCAGCGUUUGUUUCUUUUGCGGAGAGCCUACCCUUUACUCCUCGAGCAGCAAAACAACUGCUGCACAUGCUAGCAGCACCAAACAGCAGCAGCAACAGCAGCAGCAGCAACUGGAAUCAGGACGAAUCUGA